Molecule: messenger RNA, 5704 nt
Organism: Corythoichthys intestinalis (scribbled pipefish)
Lineage: Eukaryota; Metazoa; Chordata; Actinopteri; Syngnathiformes; Syngnathidae
Gene: abcc10
Product: ATP-binding cassette, sub-family C (CFTR/MRP), member 10
Exons: 25
Coding region: 131-4729 (1532 amino acids)
Biological process (GO): transmembrane transport
Cellular component (GO): membrane
Molecular function (GO): ABC-type transporter activity; ATP binding; ATP hydrolysis activity
Source: RefSeq, a predicted model, not a curated record
CAUCAUUAAGCGACAGUCAAACCUGUCAACAACGCCGUUUUUGUAAAAUACUUUAUAGCGUCAAAAUUUGUUUAGUAUGGCGUGGUUUCAAAAACUUUAACUUAGCAAUGUCAAUCAAGUAAAGGGCGGCAUGGGGGGCUUUGUGCCCGCGGCACUACUGGCUGAGUUUUGCCAAACGGACAAAGGGCAACCGUUCCCGUUGUGGCAGGAUGGACACGUGGGGAUCUGUUUCAAUCAGUUAGUGCUUGGCACCUUGCCCCACACUGUCAUGGCUGCCGUGGCUGGCUUCUACUUGGGCGUGGCCAGGUGCCGCUCAGCGCCGGCGCCGAUUUCUUGCGGCUGGACUCUACGGCUAUUGUCGUCCAUGCUUGCGUGGCUGUUGUUCGUCGCCGAUGUGGCGGUGGCGGUUGUGGCCUGGCAGGCGGACAUGUACCCGGAUGCCCUCGCCAGCAGCUUUGGUGCUGUGGCUUGGCUGCUCCACGCGGGCGCGGUGGCAGCCCUCCCGCGAGGGAAGAGAGGGCCUCGACCACUGACCUUUUCGGUACUCCUGGGUGUCCCUUACCUGGUCUUCACCUUCAUGUUCUACCUCAAAAGAAUCCUGCCCGUGACGCCGCCUGACCCCCUCCAGUUAACCCGUUUGGUGCUGGUCGCCAUCCAGGUGUUCUCUGUUCCACUUUAUCUCCUGGGAGCGGCGAGUCCUCUGCCACAAGGACCUGUGUUACACAUCCAAGACGAGGCUGGAUUGCCGCUGAUUACUGAGGAGGACACCGGAAAUAUGGUGGCGGAGGACGGUAGCAGCUGCUUUUCCCGCCUUUUCUACCUCUGGUUGACACCUCUCCUACAGCGGGGGCGGCGGGGCGAGUUGGAUCGGGCAACCCGUGUAUACCACCUUCCCCGCCGGUUACGCACCUCCCUCAUCCGCCGACAUUUCCAUCAAAGCUGGGCGGUGUGUCAAAGGGGGACUGCAAAUCACGGAACGGCAGCGCCCGAUCCGUGGCCUCGGCCCGUCCCCAACUUUCAGGAGGAACUGCCCGAGCUCGAGGGGGACGUCAGCCUGCUGCGCGUCCUGCACGUCGCCUUUGGGGGGCGUUAUUACGCCCUAGGUGUAAUGAAGCUGGCUGUGAAUAUGCUGAGGUUCUGCGGGCCUCUCCUGCUGAGCCUCUUGGUGGGCUUCAUGGAGGACGCGAAGGCCCCGGUCAGCAGGGGUGCCUGGUACUGCGUCGCCCUCUUCGCCAGCGCCCUCUUCUGUGCCAUCCUCCAGAAUGUUUUUGCCUUCCAGGUUUCCAAGGUGGCGCUGUCCGCCCGCGCCGCCCUGGUGUCAGCCAUUUACAGCAAGGCGCUGCGAGUGGGCGGGGCUGAUCUGGCCCGCCUGGCCUUGGGGGAGGUUGUCAACCUGAUGAGCGCCGACACGGACCGUGUGGUCAACUUUUUCAACAGUUUCCACGAGCUGUGGAGCCUUCCUUUCCAGCUCGCCAUCGCCCUCUACCUCCUCUACUUGCAGGUGGGCGUGGCCUUCCUGGGUGGGCUUGGAGUGGCCUUGCUGUUGGUCCCUUUCAAUAAGUUUCUGGCGUCUCGCAUCCUCAGCAACAAUCAAGACAUGCUGCGUUACAAGGACGCCCGUGUUAAGUUGAUGACUGAGAUCCUGUUUGGGAUCCGGGUCAUCAAGUUCUACAGCUGGGAGGCCCACUUUUCCCAUAAGGUGUCUGAAUGUCGCCGCGGGGAGCUGGCCCACCUCAAGGCGGUCAAGUAUCUGGACGCCAUGUGCGUGUACACGUGGGCCGCGCUGCCCGUGCUCAUCUCCAUCCUUACCUUCCUCACGUUUGUGCUCCUGGGAAACCAGCUCACCGCCGCCAAGGUGUUCACUACCUUGGCUCUAGUAGGAAUGCUGAUAGUUCCUCUCAAUGCGUUCCCUUGGGUGCUGAACGGCAUCCUGGAAGCCAAGGUGUCCCUGGAGCGCAUCCAGCGCUUCUUCAAACUCACCAACCAGGAUCCACAGGCCUACUUUGCCCUGGUGUGGCCUGAAGAUGAUCGCACGGCGGUGCUGUUGAGUCAGGGGACAUUCAGCUGGAAGGGGCCCCAAGACAACACUGAAAGGGAACACGGCACACUCUCUGGAGGUCUGCUGGUACUGCACAACCUCAAUCUGAACAUAAGAAAGGGGUCCUUGACCGUAGUGGUUGGCAAGGUGGGAUGCGGGAAGAGUUCCUUCCUGGCUGCCAUCUCAGGAGAACUCAGCAGGCACAGCGGCGUGGUUUACGUGGCUGAUCGUGAACGCGGCCUGGGUUUGGUGACGCAGGAGCCGUGGAUCCAGCACGCCUCCGUGAGGGACAACAUCCUGUUUGGCAAAAGCUAUGACGCUUCCUUCUACCGGGCUGUGGUGGAGGCCUGCGCUCUGACCGACGACCUCGCUAUUUUGCCGGACGGUGACCGCACCGAAGUGGGCGAGAACGGAGUCACCCUGAGUGGGGGUCAGAAAGCCCGAUUGGCCCUUGCCAGAGCAGUUUACAUGGAUAAAGACGUGUACCUCCUGGACGACCCGCUGGCUGCGGUGGAUGCUCAGGUGGCUCGUCACCUCAUGCGUAACUGCAUUCUGGAGCUGCUCGCGGGAAAGACAAGAAUCCUUUGCACUCACCGCAUUGAGUUGGUGAACGUUGCUGACAUGGUCGCCCUCAUGGAGAAUGGCACCAUCACCAAGAUAGGUUCGCCAGCAGAGAUCCUUCCUUUACUAGAAGCUGCACCCAAGCAACACAAUACGGAACGUGACUGCGAAAAAAAAGCAGGAAGUGAGGACGAGGAGCAGAAGAUUGCUUUCAGCGAGCUCCAUCUAGACGAUGACGUCAGCGAUCGUUCAGGGUUGGAGAAGAUGCAGGCAGGAAGCUUGUCUUGGAAAGUGUACCAAACUUAUUGGGUGGCAGUGGGUGGAGUCCUGGCCACUUCCAUUAUGAUGUCUCUACUCGCCAUGCAAGCCUCCAAGAACGUUUCAGACUGGUGGUUGUCUCACUGGAUCUCAGCGCUGAAGAGCAACUCUUCUGCCGAUAGCAACCGUUCCUGCUCCGGAUCGUUGGGCUCACCUCACCUGGUCUUGUUUACUGGCGGAAGCUUCACGUCUUCCAUGUCGCCUUUGCCCAAACCGAGCAGUGAGGUUCGCUUCUACCUGGCGGUGUACGGCGGCCUGGCAGGGGCCAACACUGUCUUUACCGCCCUGCGAGCCUUCCUAUUUGCAUAUGGCGCUAUCUGUGCUGCCACAGCCAUCCAUGACAGACUCCUGAAUCGCGUCAUUAAGGCCACGGUGAGCUUCUUUGACACGACACCGCUGGGCCGUAUCCUCAACCGCUUUUCGUCAGACGUGUACAGCGUGGACGACAGCCUACCUUUCAUCCUUAACAUCCUGCUGGCUAACGUCUUCUCCCUUCUGGGGACGCUGGCAGUGAUGAGUCUGGCGUUGCCGUGGUUGCUGCUGGCACUGCCCCCUUUGGCGCUGCUCUACUUCAGCACGCAGCGCUUUUACAGACACACCUCCCGUGAGCUCAAGCGUCUGUGCAGCGUCACGCUGUCGCCCGUCUACUCGCACUUCUCGGAGACGCUCGGCGGCCUCGCCACCAUUCGGGCCAGCCGUAGCAGCGCCAGAUUUGAGGAGGAAAGCGUGCGUCGCUUGGAGGAGAACCAACGCUGCUUGUUCCUGAGCAACGCCGCUACGCAGUGGUUGGACAUCCGUCUGCAGCUCAUUGGCGUCGCUGUGGUGACCAGCCUUGCUAUUAUUGCCGUCAUACAGCACAGCUUCAAUGUGGUUGACCCAGGGCUGGUGGGUUUGUCGCUGUCGUACGCCCUGUCCAUCACUGCGCUGCUGUCAGGCCUCAUCUCCAGUUUCACGCAGACGGAGAUGCAAUUGGUAAGCGUGGAGCGAGCUCACGAAUAUUCCAGCCAACUGCCGGAGGAACCUCAACAACAGAACCCACAAUUGGGGUUGUCUUGGCCCCAGCAUGGAAUCGUGGAGUUCCGUCAUGUCGUGUUAGCAUACAGGGAAGGUCUUCCCAACGCUUUGGAUGGUGUGAGCUUCAUAGUACGGGCCGGUGAGAAAGUAGGCAUUGUGGGCCGCACGGGCUCAGGAAAGUCUUCUUUGUUCGCGGCCCUAUUCCGCAUGGUGGAAGUAAACGGGGGAGAAAUCCUUCUGGAUGGAUUGGACGUCAGUAGUGUGGGCCUCACUCAGCUCAGGUCCAGACUGGCCAUCAUUCCUCAGGACCCCUUUCUGUUCAGCGGGACCGUCCGGGAGAAUCUGGACCCUUGCGGGCGGCACCAGGACCAGCAGCUUCUAGAAGUUCUGGACCAGUGUCACCUCACCUCAGUGGUCAAUGCCAUGGGCGGUUUGGAUGCUGAGCUUCAGGACCGAGGCCGGACUUUCUCUCUCGGCCAGCGACAGCUGCUGUGCCUAUCCAGAGCACUGCUCACUCAGGCCAAGGUUCUCUGUGUGGACGAGGCUACGGCCAGUGUGGACCAGAAGACAGAUAAACUGCUGCAGAAGACCAUUGCGGACAGAUUUCGGGAUAAGACUGUGCUUACCAUUGCGCAUAGGAUCAACACCAUCAUGGACUGCGAACGCGUGCUGGUGAUGCAUGCUGGGAAGGUUGUGGACUUCGAUAUGCCGGCAGCCCUCUGCCAGAAGGACAACUCAGUCUUCCAGCGGCUCCUCGGCGGGGAGGGAAAGACAGCGGGACCAAAAAAGAACAUUUGACCACCGUUUGAUUUUUUUCAGGGAUUUAUGUCACUCGCCGUGUUGACGUUUGACAUCAAACUUUGUACAAUGUGGCAUUAAAAGCCAAGUACAGUACUGGUGCAUUGACUUUCCAGUGCCCAAGUGAGUUUUAUGAGCUAUCAUAUUUUUGUUUGUAUGCAUCGUGUUGGGUAAAGACUGUAAUUACACUAUGUAAAUUUCCUUCCUUUAUAUGUUUCAUUUUGUGUUCAUACAGGACUGCCUUUUUUUAGCAGUGUUUUUCAGGUGAAUGGCAUUUAAUGAGGAAAUCUGAUUCAUGAAUUCAGAGUGGUGAAGGAAAAAAAUGAAACCAGUAAAUCAAGGUAUGGCAGUGCUUUCUGUUGGACAAUGAAGCCAUGAGUGAUGAGCUGCCUUGUCGGAAAGAAAAUAGCAAAAUAAAUGCAGAAGACUUCUUAAACCUGUAGGUGUCAAUUAUGUUGACGUGAACUUGACUUUUUAUGAAUGUUUUUGGAAUUGAUGUUAGCAAAGCAAUACAAAAAGUAUAUUUUUGUUACAUUUAUGAACGAUCAAUGGUCUUAACCUAGUCCUGGAAUAAAUGCACCAGAUCUGAAAAUGCCCAAAUCUGAUUUAAAAAUUCUCAAACUGGAUCCUAAGGGGCUUAAUUUGGAAUUGACUGAUCUAAAAAUCAAAGUUGGCUUGGUCCCAACAGGAAUAAAUGACAAUCAAAUUAAUAUCAUUGACGAAAUCUGUUUCAUAAAUGCGUUGUCACAAUAAAAAAAAAAAAUAAUAAAAAUAAAAAAAAAACAGUACGUCAAGGUAUUGCCCUACUUCCUGUUGGACAAUGACGCAGUUAGUAGCGUUGCGACGGCACACGUGCAAGAUGUUGUUGCUUGGCGUCGCCAUGGAGAUGCCCACUUCCUGUCUUGUGAGUCACACAGGCCAGUUAGCACAAAGUACAAAGGAGUGGUGAGAUGUACUGGUUGUAGGAAAGGAAAU